AUGUCUGAUGCUGAGGAUCAGCAAAAUUUCGUUGCACACAGUGGAGACGAGGUUCCAGAUCAUGGGCUAGAUGAGUUUCAUAAUGGGUUGGAGUACCAGGUCCAUGAUGAAACCCUUGGUCAUCACCAACCAUACGAGGUUCAAGACCCGAUUCUUGAACCUCACCAGUAUCAACCACGGGAUCAGGAGCAGUAUCAGUUGCAACACCAGGCUCAUGGUGAGGCACAAGAUCACGAUGGAAAUGAUGGGGGAGAUCAAGUUGAUGAAGGUGAGGAAGGAGUACCUGAGCAUGUUGAGUCUCUGCAGAAAGCGGAACCUGAAGGGGAUUCAACAGUUGGAGGUGAGGAGAAGAGGUGGCCGGGAUGGCCAGGAGAGACUGUGUUCCGCAUGUUGGUUCCUCCACAGAAGGUGGGUAGCAUCAUUGGUCGUAAAGGUGAUGUUAUUAAGAAAAUAGUUGAGGAGACAAGGGCUCGUAUCAAGAUUCUUGAUGGUCCUCCAGGCACAACCGAAAGAGCUGUUAUGGUUUCUGGAAAAGAAGAGCCAGAAUCAUCUCUGCCUCCUUCUAUGGAUGGCCUUCUGCGAGUCCACAUGCGGAUAGUUGAUGGUCUGGAUGGUGAAGCUUCUCAGGCCCCUCCGCCUACAAAGGUUUCAACAAGACUACUAGUUCCAGCAUCUCAGGCUGGAAGUCUGAUUGGAAAACAGGGAGCAACGGUUAAAGCCAUUCAGGAAGCAGCUGGUUGUGUAGUUAUAGUCGGAUCAGAGGAUUUGCCUGUUUUUGCUCUUCAAGACGAUAGGGCUGUUGAAGUUGUGGGGGAACCAACAAGUGUUCAUAAAUCCUUGGAGCUGAUUGCAUCACACCUCAGAAAGUUUUUGGUUGAUCGUAGCAUCAUCCCAUACUUCGAAAGCCAGAUGCAAAAGCCAACUCGCCAGAUGGAUCAUAUGUCGCCUCCGCCAUCACACCAGUACUGGGGUCCACCUCAAGGCCAUGCUCCAAGUGGUGGAGGAGGAGGUCCUGGCUAUGGUCACAACCCAGCUCCAUAUAUGCAACAACCUCCAAGACAUGAUAGUUACUAUCCUCCUCCAAUGGAGAAGCAACCUCAUCAAGGUAUAUCUGCAUAUGGAAGGGAGACUCCUAUGAAUGUGCAUGUCUCACCGGCCCCACCUAUGGCCUCUCAGCAAGUGACGCAGAAAAUACAGAUUCCACUGUCUUACGCAGAUGCCGUGAUUGGGACAUCAGGUUCAAACAUAAGCUACACUCGUCGUCUUAGCGGAGCAACAGUAACCAUUCAAGAAACAAGAGGAGUACCUGGUGAAAUGACUGUUGAGGUUAGCGGAACUAGUUCACAAGUCUUGGCCGCUAUGCAGCUUAUCCAGAACUUCAUGGCUGAAGCUGGAGCACCGGCACCAGCACAGCCGCAAGCUGUAGUAGCACCAGAGCAGCAAGGCUAUAACCCCUACGCAACACAUGGCUCAGUCUAUGCAGCGGCGGCUCCGACGAACCCGCCUGGAGGAUACGCUACGGAUACAGUUUAG
Messenger RNA from Brassica oleracea var. oleracea, 1533 nucleotides. Its product is annotated as flowering locus K homology domain. Gene Ontology annotation, molecular function: mRNA binding. The record is from RefSeq and is a predicted model, not a curated record. The transcript has 6 exons. NCBI's taxonomy places the organism in Eukaryota, Viridiplantae, Streptophyta, Magnoliopsida, Brassicales, Brassicaceae. Gene Ontology annotation, cellular component: nucleus; cytoplasm. Gene Ontology annotation, biological process: regulation of gene expression. Bases 1 to 1533 code for a protein of 510 amino acids.